UAUGACGCCAAAGAUGUAUUCCACAUGUAUCCCCUGUAAAUAAACAGAGGCGGUCGGCAUUUGGUGUCUCCGGAAAAAGUUUAUUCAGUUUUAAUCUGAGUUUUGUUUCGAGACGACUGAAUUAUGUCUGCUAACCGACCAAGAGUCCAGGUUCUAAAUCUUCCUGAUGAAGAGAGUGAUGAGUUAAAAAUAACGCCACUAGGUUCUGGCCAAGAAGUAGGAAGAUCAUGUCACUUUCUAGAAUUCAAAGGCAAGAAGGUCUUGUUGGACUUUGGGAUCCAUCCAGCACUGACUGGAAUGAGUGCCCUGCCCUUUGUUGACCAUAUUGAUCCUGAGCAAAUUGACCUGAUGUUAGUGUCACACUUUCACUUGGACCAUGCUGGUGGUUUGCCAUGGUUUCUAAUGCGAACUCGCUUCAGAGGUCGCUGCUUCAUGACUCAUCCCACUAAAGCUAUCUACAAGUGGCUUCUUUCUGAUUAUAUAAAAGUCAGUAAUAUAGCUACUGAGCACAUGCUGUAUUCUGAAAGUGAUUUGGAGGCCUCACUAAACAAGAUCAACGAUAAUUUUCAUGAGGAAAAGGAAGUUAAUGGAAUCAAGUUCUGGUGCUAUCAUGCCUGACUUGUACUUGGGGCUGCUAUGUUCAUGAUACAAAUUGCUGGUGUGAAGCUCCUAUAUACUGGUGAUUUUUCAAGACAAGAAGAUCGUCACUUGAUGAUGGCAGAAAUUCCCCAAAUAAGACCAGAUGUGUUAAUGAUCGAGUCUACAUAUGGUGUUAGUAUCCAUGAACCCCGAGAGAGUAGAGAAACAAGAUUCACAACAACUGUUCACACAAUUGUUGGCAGAGGUGGACGUUGUUUGAUACCUGUGUUUGCACUUGGCAGGGCUCAAGAACUCCUCCUAAUUUUAGAUGAAUAUUGGCAGCAGCACCCUGAACUUCAUGAAGUGCCUAUCUACUAUGCAUCUGCCCUGGCUAAGAAAUGCAUGAGUGUGUACCAGACUUACACACAUGCUAUGAAUGACAGGAUUCAGAGGCAGAUCUCAAUAAGUAAUCCAUUUCAAUUUAAGCACAUAUCAAAUUUGAAGGGUAUGGAUCAGUUUGAGGAUAUUGGGCCAUGUGUUAUUAUGGCAUCUCCAGGUAUGAUGCAGAGUGGACUUUCCAGGGAACUAUUUGAAAUGUGGUGCCCAGACCCCAAGAAUGGUGUCAUCAUUGCAGGUGAUGGGGGAUCUUGCAUUACAAAGCCUAAGGAAAAAGAACCUUAUAGAACUUUGCAAGAAAUGUUUGGAGAGGAAUCUGUUCCGAAGAUCUUCAAAGGUGAAAAACUUUAUGUAACAGUUAACAAUGUAAAGGCAAACAUUGACCUGUCAGUUAUGAAAGUAUCAUGUGAAAGUGAAAAACUGCAAAGAAGUCAAACUGCUGUUACAAAGUUGUAUGAAUCCCUGCACCCUGUAACUGCAGCUGUUUAG
Molecule: messenger RNA, 1464 nt
Organism: Penaeus monodon (black tiger shrimp)
Lineage: Eukaryota; Metazoa; Arthropoda; Malacostraca; Decapoda; Penaeidae
Product: cleavage and polyadenylation specificity factor subunit 3-like
Biological process (GO): mRNA 3'-end processing by stem-loop binding and cleavage
Cellular component (GO): mRNA cleavage and polyadenylation specificity factor complex
Molecular function (GO): RNA endonuclease activity; 5'-3' exonuclease activity; RNA binding
Source: RefSeq, a predicted model, not a curated record